This is a messenger RNA of Leptopilina heterotoma, 888 nucleotides long. It is a transcript of the gene GstS1, whose product is annotated as glutathione S-transferase-like. The transcript has 4 exons. Bases 204 to 812 code for a protein of 202 amino acids. The record is from RefSeq and is a predicted model, not a curated record. Gene Ontology annotation, molecular function: glutathione transferase activity. Gene Ontology annotation, biological process: glutathione metabolic process. Lineage: Eukaryota; Metazoa; Arthropoda; Insecta; Hymenoptera; Figitidae.
AAUACUCUGUAUAGCAGUCGAUUCACGUCAAGCGUUAGUGCCGCAUCUAACAUUCAAGAAAAUUCUAUCAAUUUUAUAUUAAUUUUCGUUUAAAUAAAUACUCAAUUUUUCACAAAUAUUACAGUGUAAAGUAGAAAAUAAUUUUUUUUCUCCACUACUUUAUAAAAUUGAUAAAUUCUAAUUAAUUUCUUUUCGAUAAAAAUAUGUCGACAUACAAGUUGUACUAUUUUAAUAUAACCGGCUUAGGCGAGCCGGUUAGAUUUGUUCUCAGUUAUGGAGGAGUUAAGUUUGAAGAUAUUCGUCUUUCCUUUGAUGACUGGCCGAAGAAAAAAUCUGAAAUGCCCAUGGGCCAAAUGCCAGUUUUGGAGAUUGAUGGCAAAAAAUACAAUCAAUCCAAAUCCAUUUGUCGUUAUUUGGCGAAAAAGUUCAAUCUCUACGGUUCCAAUGACCUUGAAGCCCUGGAGAUUGAUGCAGCAGCUGAUGACAUUGAUGACAUGAGAAUUUCCUUAUCUCAAUUUUACUGGGAAAAGGAUCCAAAGUUCAAGGCAGCCUUGAAGGAAAAAGCCAUGGAAAAAUAUGAGGGCUGCAUGAAAUUAUUUGAAGAAAAAGUUAAGAAAAAUGGAGGAUUCUUCAUCGGUGGGAAGAUGUCAUGGGCUGAUCUACUCUACUGUGCAUUCUGCGGUUAUUUGUCCGUUGUUCUUGGCCACGACGUAAAUAAGAAUUAUCCAGCAAUGCAAAAAUUAAGGCAAACCGUAGAAAAUCAUCCAGCAAUCAAGGCUUAUCUUGAAAAACGCCCUAAAACCGAUUUUUAACCAUUUCAACACUUUUUCAGAGUACUUAUAUAUUCAAUACAAACAUAAUUUCAAAAUAAAAUCUUCCUUAUUUCUA